UAAGAAACUUGUAGUCUCUAGCCAGAUUGUAAAGUAAAGUCAAGAAAAAUUUUUGCUGGGUUACAUAAUUUUCAUUCCUAUCUGCAAAAAUGGCAUUCAACUUGGGCAGAAUGUUGUCGGUGCCUGUCAAGAGGUUGCUGGUUGGGACCCAAAUCCUCAACAAACCCGCCGCGAACUUGGUCAGGGCUUUCAGCACAGGAAUGCAGUUGAGGGCUCCUGUGAUUCAAAAGCCAGCCCCAGACUUCAAAGGAGUUGCGGUUGUAAAUGGAGACUUCAAGGACAUCAAGCUGUCUGAUUUCAAAGGGAAAUACCUAGUGCUCUUCUUCUACCCUCUGGACUUCACGUUUGUCUGCCCGACCGAAAUCAUUGCCUUCAGCGAGAGAAUCAAAGAAUUCCAAGCCCUGAAUACCAAGGUUGUCGGUGUUUCCACUGACUCGCACUUCUCGCAUCUGGCUUGGAUUAACACGCCCAGGAAGGACGGUGGACUCGGAGGUCUGAAUUACCCACUUCUUGCCGACUUGAGCCACAAAAUCAGCUCUGAAUACGGAGUGCUAAUCGAAGGCGAAGGAAUUUCUCUCAGAGGUCUCUUUAUCAUCGAUCCUAAAGGCACCCUGAGGCAGAUCACCGUCAACGACCUUCCAGUUGGCCGAAGCGUUGAUGAGACGCUCAGGUUGAUCAAAGCCUUCCAAUUUGUUGAGAAACACGGAGAAGUUUGUCCUGCAAACUGGACUCCCGAGUCUCCCACCAUCAAGCCUGAUCCAAAGGGUUCCAAGGAAUACUUCAACAAAGUGAACUGAGGUGAUUUUUCUAUUAAUAUAUUUUCAGUUGUACAAAUGAUUAAACGCAUUUUUCCUGUUAUAA
Messenger RNA from Cloeon dipterum, 861 nucleotides. RefSeq names its product peroxiredoxin-like. Bases 90 to 797 code for a protein of 235 amino acids. Gene Ontology annotation, cellular component: cytosol; mitochondrion. Gene Ontology annotation, molecular function: thioredoxin peroxidase activity. NCBI's taxonomy places the organism in Eukaryota, Metazoa, Arthropoda, Insecta, Ephemeroptera, Baetidae. The record is from RefSeq and is a predicted model, not a curated record. Gene Ontology annotation, biological process: cellular response to stress; response to oxidative stress; hydrogen peroxide catabolic process. The transcript has 8 exons.